AGAAUCACCUUGAGCCAAUCGACAACACCGGCGACGGGUCCACGCACGGACACAUGGAGUGAUGCCCUCUGCACUUGCGCGUGGGCAGUUGGUGGAGAUCACAGGUGUCAAGGCGCUCGACACACCCGAUCGAUGGCGAAAAGAUGGCGUGGCCGCUGGGCCGAAAGACGUCAAUGGGCAGCAGGGCCAGCUGAUCGAGUUCAACGAAGAGAAGGGUGAAUGGACCGUCGCAACGUUCAAUGCAGACAUCGUCGCUGCUGCAGAGUCCUCCCUCAGGCCUUUAACAGCUGAAGAUCUUCAAGACUACGACAUCACCUUGGGGCCAGCGUCGGACACUGGCGUCAUGGGAGCAGAGCUGACGGAGCGGCUGUCGGAUCAAGGGUACGCUGUGUGCAAGCUCUUCAUAGAUCCAGAGGACUUGAAUGAAUUGGUGCGGACAGCAGACAGGUGUGUUUCAGAGGGAGCAUUUACCAGACUUGCAGCUGAGCUAGAAAGUGGAUAUUUGGGCCAGGAAGGGAAAGGCAAAACCCUCUCUGUGGACCUGGACAGCAGCGACACUGCUGAUUUUCUCAGGGAGUCUCCGUUGAAGACCUUUGAAGAUGCCAUUGAGACAGUGGGAACGCUGAUAAGACCUUUCGUGGAACCAGAGCUGGGUUUUGACAUUUACAGCCGCACAAGUACAAUGAUGUCGCUGCCCUUUGUGGAUGAGAGUGACGAGGAUAUGUUCUCCCCACCUCAGAUUGACAAUGAAGAAGCUGCAAACUUCCUUUCGAUGAUGUGGCGCUCUAAGCUGAUGAUCCUGGUCAAUGCUGGGCCCGGAGCGACGACUUUAACACUGACUCCGAAAGCCAUCACUGACUCGGAUCCUAUUAAGCCGCAGCUAAACAUCAAUCCUGGAAUGCUUUGCGUCUUCUGCAUGGACAGGUACAAGUUUUCACACCAGUCUGAAGGAAAGGCUCUUUCCCUCUCAGCUUUUUUCCUUGAUGCUCCUCGUGAGUAUGUCAUAGACAACAUCACGGGUGAUCUGACUUUCCUGACAGGGACGGUCUCGGGACCUCCUCAGCCAAAGACAGACUCCAUCCCAGUUGUUGCAAUGGGGGAAAGAUAUGCUUUUGGUGUGGAUGAGCCAUGGAAAGCCUGGGUGGCCUACGCGAAAGCUGGUUGGGAUACGAUUACUAGGCACCCUCAGCAGAGAUGGGACUGCGAUACAUAUUAUGAUCCGGAUGCUGACCAGACUUCUGGACUCUCAUACACUUGCCACGGUGGCUUUUCAGACGGUAUUGAACUCUUUGACUGCAAGUUCUUUGACAUCUCUCCAGCAGAAGCGCGAGGUAUGGAUCCAACGCAGCGUCAAGUCUUGGAGGUAUCCUACAUCUCGCUGCAGGGCGCUGGUUGGACAAAGAAGAUGCUGCAGGCCAAGCCAGCCCAAAUCGGCGUUUUCGUCGGUCUGGACAAGAAUGAGUGGAACAGCCUCCCAAAGGACAUUGCGGGUGGAUUCGCAGCGUCCAGCGGAGCCAAUGCCAUUACAUCCAAUCGAUUCAACUACUGCAUGAACUUGAAGGGCGCAAGUAUGACCCUUGACACUGCCUGUUCCUCUUCUCUCGUGGCCAUGCACACUGGGAAAUUGUAUUUGCUCCACAAGCACUUUGACCCGUGUGAGGCGGUCAUCAUUUGUGGAGUGAAUCUGAGCCUUAGCCCCAUGACCUACAUCAGCUGCUGUGGUGCAGGCAUGCAUUCCCAUUUGGGCCGAUGCUUUACCUACAACUUUUCUGCGGAUGGCUACACUCGUGGUGAGGCAACUGCCUCCACAGCCCUGAAGAUGAAACCAUUUGAAAGGGAGCAAGGCGACUACGGGGUCGUGGCAGGAAGCCAGGUUAAUCAGGACGGACGAAGUGCAUCCCUGACUGCUCCGAAUGGACCAGCGCAGGAAAGAUGCCUGCAGGCUGUCAUCAAAGAGGUAGGCAUGAAGCCUCCUGAAAUGGACACUACUGAAUGUCACGGCACAGGGACAUCUUUGGGCGAUCCUAUUGAGAUUGGUGCCUACAAAAAGGUGAUGUCUAUGGUGCCAAGGCAUGAGCCGGUGGUCAUCACAUCGUCCAAAUCCAACAUUGGGCAUUGUGAAGGCAGUGCCGGAGUCUCCGGAUUCCUGAAGUGUGUUUUGCUUUGCUUGUACGGAGAAGGAACCCCGAAUUGCCACUUGAAUUGUUUGAAUCCGCACUUGGACAUGUCGGGCUUCCCGGGCAUCCUGACCACGGAGAAUGUCACCUUCAGGGCAGAGGCCAGUUUCAAUGGAGUUUUGUCCUUUGGAUUUGGUGGAACGAAUGCUUGUUCCACCGUCUGGGGAGUCAACCAAAUGACUUCCAGAGGAGUUGGAACCAACAAGGACCUCUACAGCCUCUUUAUUCGAAAGAUGCAAGAUGCACCUCCGCAAGAAGUGACCAUCGUUGGCGAAGAUUGGGAGGACUGGGAGAUGGGUGGUCCAGACAAGGAUGCGCGCUUCAAUGACGUCUUUGAGGUGGAAUUGGACCCUGAUGGGGUCGUCAGCUACUGGAAGAAAGACAAGGAGGUCCCAGAUCUUGGCAGUGCAUAUUUCCUGACCGGCACUUUCAACGACUGGAGAUAUGACGAGAUGGAGGCCGACCCCAACGUACCUGGGUUGUACUUCUCGACCUUUCGCAUUGCUGCGAACGUUGAAGAAGAGUUCCAGGUCGUUGCUGGUCAAGAUCCCAAAAUGACCUUUCAUCCGUCUAGCAGGACUCCUCAAAAAUCAGCUGCUGUUCGCGGGCCAGAAGAGACCAAGCGAGAGAAUUGUUGGUGUGUGAGGGGUGCCAAGGGAGAGCGGUAUCGAGUGGAGUUUUAUAGAUCUGAGACGGGCGCUGCUACUGUCUCAUGGCUGAAAGAGCCUUGACAUAGUUCUAGAAAUGGCCAAGAACUUGUUAAAGCCCAUUUUGCAACGGGCUUGCCGUUUCGUGGCCCUUAAGCUUUGUAGAUCUUCCCGGAGCAUAGUAGCAUUUGCAAGCGUGCAAAGAGUGAUCAAGAC
Messenger RNA from Durusdinium trenchii, 3040 nucleotides. The record is from the annotation of a GenBank genome assembly. NCBI's taxonomy places the organism in Eukaryota, Dinophyceae, Suessiales, Symbiodiniaceae.